UAAUCUAUUUAGUUGCUUUUUAAAACAUGUAAAAGUUGUAUUCCCAAUUGUCACAGAAUGGGUUCCAGAUCACGGCCAAGGCUAUUGCGCAACAAAGUUUAUUACAGUUAAAAAAAGAUUGUUGACGUGUAGGGUGACGCAUGUCCGGAGAUGUUAGUGUAACCAGUGCUGUGGAGGUUCAGUGGAGGCGCCACGUCCGCAUAAACUGGAGGAUGCUGCACUGAGGGACACCUUUACACCACAGUAGCUCUGUGCUCGGAGAAGACCUGCACUCCUGUGGACAUCAGAAUAAGCUCCUGGAGAUAAAGUAGCAGAGGGAGGCUGUUGAUUCACCACCAGGUGCACUUUAAUAUCAACUCAACUCUAUUAAAGUCCUUCUGCAGCCACGAGAAGACCCCCCGGUGCCAUGGUGAAGGACGUUAACCACGUGAGCUCAGAAGAGAGGCCUGGGACCAGCAACUCCGGGGAGAACACGGAGGGGCUGGAGAGCGACCCAGCAGCAGAUCCUGGUAAGGAGCAUCCUGUGGCCGCGCCCGGCAUGGUGUGGCGCGUCACCGGCGGACUGUUCAACGUCACCAAAGGGGUCGUUGGAGCGGCCGUGGGGGGAGUGGCCUGGGUGGGCGGGAAGAGCCUGGAGAUCACCAAGACUGCAGUGACCUCGGUGCCCGCCUAUGGCGUCGGGUUGGUGAAGGGGGGCGUGUCCGCAGUGGCCGGGGGCGUAUCUUCCAUGGGCUCCACGGUCGCCAAUAAGGUCCCCUUUACGGCCAAAAGGAAAGACAAGGCGGAGUGAGGAUGAUCACGUGGACUUAUCAACAUUUUGCUUUACUGCCCCACCCUGAGCCACGGAGCGUUCCCAUGUGUGGCUGGUCCUUGUCUUUCAGCGUUCCAGAACUUUCUUAUCUUCCUAUGUACAGACCAGUGAAUUGCAUGUGGAUACUUUUUUCGGCGCUCUUAUUUUUUAAGUGUGUUUUUUCUUGAGAGGGAAGUAAGGAAUAAUCGCUGGGUGUGAUUAUUCCUCAGACAUCGAGUCAUAGUCAAAGAGGGCCUUGACUAUGACUUGUGGCUAGCAACAAUACUCUAAAACUGUUCUCAAAGGGCGAUAAGAUACAGGCUUAGGUUAGUGUUUAGGAAUCACUUGUAAAUGAAUAAUUGGAUCAUUCACACCGUCAUUAUCUCAUGACAAGUACACGGUUUCAUUUAAGCAAGUGUCUUCUAACCUCAUGAAUCCUGAAAGCUCCAGUCGUUUGCCUGCAUACUGGAACUCUAGAAAGUUGAAGUACUUCUUGAUCGAAUACCUGUUUACUGUCUGCAAGAAAAGGAGUAUGUUGGAAGUAUUUAGUUAGAAUUACAACAUUUCAAUGCAAAAUGUAAGUUAUGCAAAUCCAUUGCUGAUGGACAGUAUUGGUGUGAGUAUGAAUGUCAAUGCCUUACUUUCCCUUUCAAUAAAGAUAUUGGGAUCAUUCAA
Gadus macrocephalus (Pacific cod) is the source of this 1465-nucleotide messenger RNA. RefSeq lists its product as uncharacterized. Lineage: Eukaryota; Metazoa; Chordata; Actinopteri; Gadiformes; Gadidae. The record is from RefSeq and is a predicted model, not a curated record. The transcript is spliced from 3 exons. The coding region runs from base 407 to 790 and encodes 127 amino acids.